AUGGAGUCCAACCAGGAGUCCUCGCUCUUCCUGGUGAAGAUCUUGGAGGAGCUGGACACGAAGCAGAACACCGUUUCUUACCAGGACCUCUGCAAGUCCCUGUGUGCAAGGUUUGAUUUGUCCCAGUUGGCCAAGCUCAGAAGCGUGCUGUUUUACACCGCUUGCCUGGAUCCUAAUUUCCCAGCGACUUUGUUCAAAGAUAAAAUGAGAUGCACUGUAAACAAUCAGCAAUCAAAGAAAAUCAUGGUUGCAGCAGAUAUAGUAACAAUAUUCAACCUCAUACAAAUGAACGGGGGAGUGGCCAAGGAGAAACUUCCAGUUGCAAGGCAAAAAGUAAAGAAGAAAGAGUCCUUCGAGUCCUGCAGAUCUGACACAGAAAUCUGUAAUAUGGCAGAUUGCGUGCCCAACUGUGAGCUGAAUGACCAGGAGUUUAACCGGGGCUUUCCAGUCAGAAGGUCUUCAAAAUGCAGAAAGAUGGACUGCAAAGACUGUCAACAGUUUGUUCCCUCGUCAGAACCCAACUUUUUACUCGGCGUUAAUAAGGAGAUGAAGGGCCGGGCUGCCUCUCUGGACAGGCUGCAGGCGCUGGCAUCCUACUCCAUUGCCACGUCUCCACCAUGCGAGAUGCAGAGUACGUAUUUCCCCAUGAACAUUGAAAAUGAAUCUAUUUCAGACCAGGACUCCUUGCCUAUAAGUGCAGGCAUAAAAGAAACCUUCAUUUCAAAUGACGAGCCGUUUGUGAUGCAGUCGUGCGUCCAGAAAAGAAAUAUAUUCAAAGAAGAUUUUCAUAAUCUGAUUACAAUAUCUCCCAACUUAAUACCAUCCAACAAAAAGCCAGAAGAUGGACACAGAGAGCCUCAGAACAGGAAAGAAAGCUCUAAGCAGGCUUUCUUCAACCACAGCUUUGAAAUGCCAUACAGCAGCCAGUACUUGAAUCCAGUUUAUUCUCCUAUACCAGACAAAAGACGAGUGAAGCAUGAAAGUUUAGAUGAUCUUCAAGCUUCAACAUAUUUUGGCCCAACUACUAUUCUCGGGUCCCAGGACACCAAAAAGUGGACUGGAAAGCCAGCCAAGCAAACUGCCUGGCCAGCUAAAAGCUGGAGUUUAAAUACUGAGGAGGUACCUGACUUUGAACGAUCAUUUUUUAAUAGGAAGCAGUCUGAAGAGAAGCCACGAUACCAGAGUUCGAACAACCCAUCUCCAAGCUUUCCUUCAGCUGACAGGCAUCAGUCCUACCUAAAUGCGAAGGAUCAGCAACCUAUUAUGCAGGCAAAUUAUGCUGUGAAACCGAAUGGGCAUAAACCCAAGGAAAUUCCUUCCAUUCUGGACGUGGAGAAACACGAGCCAGUCAAAAAGUUUAAGGAUAAGAGCAUUAAUUGUACUUCUGUUCAGAUCUUAAGCAUUGACAGGACCACGAGUGUUGGGACACAAACGGAGCAGCAGGUUCUGGACCACAAGAAAUGCAAGGAUUUGUGCACGGCGGGCCAAGCCAAGUACGGAGAGCGGCACUCUCUUAAGCAGUCGGAUGAUGACUCUGAAAUUGUGAGCGAUGACAUCAGUGACAUUUUCCGGUUUUUGGAUGACAUGAGUAUCAGUGGGUCAACGGGAGUGAUGCAGUCUUCGUGCUACAACAGCACUGGUUCCUUGUCUCAGGUGCAUAAAUCAGACUGUGAGAGCUCACCUGAGCACAAUUUGACUAAAAUCUCCAACAGGAGUGCCUGUAACAAAUUGGAUAAAGUGGUCCGGGCAGACACCAAUAACACAGAUGAUGAACUGAAAACGAGUGUCUGCAAAUUAGUUUUGAGGAUUGGCGAAAUAGAGAAGAAACUGGAAUCUCUCUCGGGAGUCCGAGAAGAAAUUUCCCAAGUCCUGGGAAAACUGAGCAAGCUGGAUCAAAAAAUUCAGCAGCCAGAGAAGGUCAGCGUACAAAUAGAUCUCAAUUCUUUGACAAGCGAGGCCGCGUCAGAUGAGAGUAACUCCCCGCAGAUAUUUCAGUGCCACAAUACUCCGCAUGGAGGCAAACUAGAGAACAAUCCAGAAUGGUGCUGUUCAGAUGCCAGUGGAAGUAAUAGUGAGAGUCUUCGAGUAAAAGCCUUAAAAAAAAGUUUGUUUACUAGGAGGUCAUCAAGAUCAUUAACAGAGGAAAAUAGUGCAACUGAAUCCAAAAUAGCAAGUAUUUCAAACUCUCCCCGAGACUGGAGAGCUAUUACUUACACCAACCAAGUUGGCAUUACGGAAGAGGAGAUGAAGGAGAGAGAUGGAGGAGAAAAUAAGGACUGGCACAGGAAAUCUAAAGAGGCAGACAGGCAAUAUGAAAUCCCACAGCCACAUAGACUCUCUAAACAACCAAAAGAUGCUUUCUUGAUUGAACAAGUCUUUAGUCCUCAUCCCUACCCUGCAUCACUCAAGUCACACAUGAAGAGCAACCCACUCUACACAGACAUGAGGUUGACAGAGCUGGCUGAAGUGAAACGCGCCCAGCCAUCGUGGACCAUAGAGGAAUACACGAGGAAUUCGGGGGAUAAAGGCAAGAUUGCUGCAUUGGAUCUACAAACUCAAGAAUCUUUAAACCCAAACAACUUAGAAUACUGGAUGGAAGACAUUUAUACUCCUGGCUAUGAUUCCUUAUUAAAACGCAAAGAAGCUGAGUUCAGAAGAGCAAAGGUUUGCAAGAUAGCUGCCCUGAUAGCAGCAGCAGCUUGUACGGUUAUUCUGGUCAUAGUAGUUCCCAUUUGUACGAUGAAAUCCUGA
Egretta garzetta (little egret) is the source of this 2751-nucleotide messenger RNA. RefSeq names its product membrane integral NOTCH2 associated receptor 1 (gene MINAR1). Gene Ontology annotation, cellular component: plasma membrane. The record is from RefSeq and is a predicted model, not a curated record. Lineage: Eukaryota; Metazoa; Chordata; Aves; Pelecaniformes; Ardeidae. Gene Ontology annotation, biological process: negative regulation of TOR signaling; negative regulation of cell population proliferation. The transcript is spliced from 3 exons. Bases 1 to 2751 code for a protein of 916 amino acids.